CGACAAAGCAUCGUGUUUGUCAUCAGACUCAAUACAUACCAUACGCUUAAUCUUAGUAUAAUAGAACAGACCGUGAACGGUUUUAGCCUGCAUUCUGAUUUAGCUUGUCUCUAUGGCCCGGGCGUGGGAUACUUCUCGAGCUGCUUGGUUGUAUCCUCUUCGCGGUGUUUAUUAUUUCGCAUCGCAUCGCUUCCUUUGGCCUUUAUUCAAGACUCGUUUAAUAACGAUUAUUCUGCUGUCGACGUUCAUUUACGUGCUUUUGUUCCUCUUUACCUACCUGCCCCAGGUCGCUUUUCUCUCUAUCUUUCAAGGUGCUGGUGCUUGGAUUAAUGGGGCGUUCCUAGUUCUAGAAGAAGGAGCUGCAAUUGUGGCUGUUCUCUUCGAGGCGUUCUUUGUCGAUGAAACGCUGGUGGAUAUCUUUGAUGCCGUAUUAGUGAACGAGGGCCAUGGCGAGCUGGUCACGACCUCCCGGGUCCUAUAUCCGCAAGGUGACGAUGUCGUCAAACGGCUGGGUAAGCCGACCCAUAGCGCUGUCUAUGCGCCAUUCUCUCUGCGACAAAUCGUGGAGUUCGUUGUCCUUCUCCCUCUAAACUUUAUCCCUGUGGCCGGUACGCCCCUGUUUCUCAUCCUCACUGGUUAUCGAGCGGGUCCGUUUUACCACUGGCGGUACUUCCAAUUGUUAGACCUUUCGAAGCAGCAGAGAAAAGAAAAGAUCCGCCGCCGCCAGUUGCAGUAUACUACAUUUGGAACGGUUGCUAUGUUCCUUCAGCUGGUCCCGCCUUUGUCCAUGUUUUUUCUGAUGUCGACAGCCGUUGGUUCGGCGCUUUGGGCGGUGGAUCUUGAGAAAAGACGCAAUCUGAUAGGGAGGCAACGGUCCGAUGAAGUGGACGAUUAUCAUGACGAAGAGACGAUGUAGUUUUCUGUUUUUCUUUUUCUUAAGUGUUUAAAUUUUCCUUCCUUUUCUAUUAUUAUUCUUGUUAUUUUUCUUUUCUUGACUUUUUGGAGUGUCCCAUCC
This is a messenger RNA of Aspergillus alliaceus, 1015 nucleotides long. Its product is annotated as EI24 domain-containing protein. Bases 113 to 916 code for a protein of 267 amino acids. NCBI's taxonomy places the organism in Eukaryota, Fungi, Ascomycota, Eurotiomycetes, Eurotiales, Aspergillaceae. The transcript is spliced from 3 exons. The record is from RefSeq and is a predicted model, not a curated record. Gene Ontology annotation, cellular component: ascospore wall; lipid droplet; prospore membrane.